AUGAAGAGAGUACCAUGCGGCGAUGUCCACCUCCUCCACUUCGCUGCCGGAUGCUGGCUGCGUAAAAAGGUCGCCCUACAGGAGCUUUCCAGUCUCCGAGAAGCGUCUGGCUCAACUGUACUCUUCGUGAACACGAAAGAUAGCCAAGUACCAAUAGACAGUCGCCUUCGCGAAGCUCUUGCCACAAGUUUUGGCGUCCCGGCCUGGUUUUGGACCAAGAAAUCACAGGAGGCGAGCGGUUACUGGUAUUACAAUAAUAGCUCUGACAACACCGCUGGAAAUUCCGCACCGCGCCCUCGCCACAUCUCCGUCUUUCGCUUCAUCAUCAAAUACUCUACUGGUGCUCCUUGGGCAGCACAUGAGCCCGGACGGGCAGACUCCUACGAUUGGCAUCGCAUGAGUUUCGUGACACUAUACCGUCCCUCGACGUCCACCGCCACACUCCUUUGUAUCGAUGUGCCUGCUGCUUUGGAGAAGAACAUUCAACAAGCUCUGAUGGACAUGAAUUCGAACGAUGUGCUUCUAUCACACCCCUUUGCAUACCACGAGCUUAUCCUCGAGCAUGUCGUUGACAUUUACGAUCAAGCAAUAUGGGCCUUUCGAGACUACGUUCGAAACCAUGAAAAACAUCGCCCAUUACUCCCGAACCCACGUCCCGAUUACGUCGGUAUGCAUGAACUGGCUCGACAUGUUAUGCACUCUUCCGAGGUAUCAGCUACGGCACUUAAUGUAAUCGAGAGUAUGCUCGACUCGCUUUCGACAUACAGACACCACUCGACGGCAGGUUUCUUAGACCCGGCUCCCGAGAUUCGACGACAAAAGUCUUUGCUCCAAUGCAUGAAUCUACGCUCCAAAGCACUGGAAGAGCGUCUGCGCAACGAAAUCAAUUUGGCGUUUCACAUCAGCGCACAGGCAGACAGUCUGAUCGCGGCGAAGAUAGCACACGCAGCGCAAGUGGACAGCAGUGCGAUGAAGACCCUAUCAUUCCUUGGCUUGGUAUUCCUCCCAGGCACAUUCAUCAGUGCACUUUUCUCCAUGUCAUUUUUCAACUUCACGCCUGCUACAGAGGACCGACCCGAAGCAUGGCGAAUCUCGAAUCGUUUCUGGAUCUACUUCGUCGUUACCGUACCAGUCACGAUGUUCACCGUUGGAGCUUGGGCUUACUGGCAGAGAAAUGUGCUGGCGAGGCUGCAGAAGUCGCCUCUACGCGACGCCGGCGCCGAAGAGCAAGAGAAACCUGGCUCAAUGAAGUAUCCAGUAGUGUGA
This is a messenger RNA of Ramularia collo-cygni, 1266 nucleotides long. RefSeq lists its product as uncharacterized. The coding region runs from base 1 to 1266 and encodes 421 amino acids. The record is from RefSeq and is a predicted model, not a curated record. Lineage: Eukaryota; Fungi; Ascomycota; Dothideomycetes; Mycosphaerellales; Mycosphaerellaceae. The transcript has 5 exons.